Panicum virgatum (switchgrass) is the source of this 1028-nucleotide messenger RNA. RefSeq names its product protein C2-DOMAIN ABA-RELATED 8-like. The record is from RefSeq and is a predicted model, not a curated record. The transcript is spliced from 3 exons. Bases 220 to 735 code for a protein of 171 amino acids. NCBI's taxonomy places the organism in Eukaryota, Viridiplantae, Streptophyta, Magnoliopsida, Poales, Poaceae.
AAUUAUUGGUGUCCACGAGGCAGGGCCGUGCCCGGCCCCUCUGGCAGCCCGCGCCGCCUAUAAAACCCGGCGCCGGCAGCCGGCAGCCGGCCGUUGGCCGCAUGCACCGGUGACCAACCAGACCCCCCAUCCGGCCAUCCCCUCCCCAGUGUCGGAGCCUCCGCUCCCCCAUCGACUUGUCCCCAUUCCUCAGCUCCCACUCGCCGCCGGACCAAGCGGAUGGCGUCGGCGUCCAAGGAGGAGGUGAUCGGGAAGCUCAACGUCCGCGUGCUGCGGGGCAACAACAUGAUCAUCGCCGACCCGCUCACCCACACCAGCGACCCCUACGUCGUCCUCCAGUACGGCGCCCAGAAGGUGAAGACUAGUGUCCAGAAGAAGAAUCCUAAUCCAGUCUGGAAUGAAGUACUGCAGCUCUCAGUCACAAAUCCUACAAAGCCAGUGCACCUUGAAGUUUUUGAUGAGGACAAAUUCACAGCCGACGAUAGCAUGGGUGUGGCUGAGAUCAACAUAACUGACAUAUACGAUGCCGCGAAGUUGGAUCUGAGCCAUGCCACUAACGGAACCAGGAUCAAGACAAUAUAUCCAGUCGGUGUAAACUACCUUGGCGGUGAGAGCCAUGUUCAGUGGAAGGAUGGAAAGGUUGUCCAGGACUUGAUUCUGAAGCUGAAGAAGGUCGAGAGUGGCCUGAUUGUGGUGCAGCUGGAGUGGGUUCAUGUUCCUGGUGUCAAGCUGUGAGCCUCGUCUGAAUGAGGGUUGCAAUCGCUGCUUUGAUGGAGCUGCAGUUGUAGUUGGUCCCUAGUUUGAGUGUGUUAUUGUAAACUAUAUCCUGAACGUGGUGAUUUGCAAUGUAUGAGUGAUGUGUGUUGGUUUGAGUGUGAUGUUUUAUUUGAGGUAUUUCCCGGUGACAUGAUGUGGGUGUGCAGUCUGUGGUUCACGAAUAAGAAAAGCCCUGUCUAUGUCAAGUCGAGCGUGAUGUAAAUUAAGAAACUGAAAUAGAAGCGCUUUGGGCGUUAAUUGCUUUCCUUAAA